CCUCCUCCUCACCCUCUUACUUCCCUCCACUGUCCACACACACAGACACUCUCUCUCUCUCUCUUUGUUAGCUUCAAUGGAAGUAAGCUUCUCGUCAAAAUCUCAAACCUUAACUUCAUUAACAUCUUUCUCUUUAUCAACAUCAUCAUCACCUUCUUCACCUCGUUUUUAUAACCUUCUUCGUAAAGAAUUUCUUGGUUGUAGUAAUCUUCGGGGAUUAAGACUUGAACAUAGAAAAAGAAAAUGGAAGAAAUUAGAGUAUCAAAUUCAAUCAACUGGCUUUACCUUAAGAGCUUCGUUAUAUUCACCACCUGUUAUUGUCAUUGUUGCUGUUGCUACUAUCUCAGCUCUUACCGUUGUCUACUUGAAUUAUACUAAUUAUCUUAGAAAAAAGAAAAUUUUGAGAAAGCUUUCAGGUCCCAAAGGUGGUAAUGCCGUACGCAACCAUAAGUUAUCCGAAAAAGGGGAAGAAGUUGUGAAUCAGAGUAUCAGGAGUGAGAUUCUUGAAAUCAAGGAAGCUAAAGUAGAGAUACACGUGGAGGAGGAAAGUAAAAAUAAGAGUGGGAAUGAGAAUGGAAGCAUUUACAAGGAAGGAUUGGUGGAAUAUCAGAAAGAAUUUGAGUCGAAUGGUUCUGUUGUUGUUGCUACUAGAGUCGAUAGUGUUGUAUCCACGAAAGAAAUUGAGUCAAAUUCUACUGCAGAACCCCCACUCCUCAAGGAAUUAAGCUUGGAGCCAUUAAAUUUUGUAGUGGAGAGGCAAGAAUUUCCAUCUCAAGUACAUGAAGGGGAAUUUGUGAUGGAACCGGAGGAGUUGUCUCAAGUAAUGGUUGAAUCAGUUUCUCAAGUAAUGGUUGAAUCAGUUUCUCAAGUAAUGGUUGAAUCAAUUUCUAGUGCAGAGACUACAAUAUCUGGAACGGAUGUAAACGGACACAUACAUAAAGAAGAGAAGUUAGAGAAUGAAGUGGAAGAAGCCAGUGAAUUUCAAGUUCCCAGCUAUACUGCAUUCCUUAGAGAAUCCGUUCGAGAAGGACUCCACACAUUUUAUGAGGAAAGCCAGUCUGAGAUGAAGUCAAUGCCGAGCUUGAAGGAAUUUAAGGCAAUAUUUCCGCGUAUCUCCAAAGCACAUAUCAAUAAUGCUUCAUCCCUGCUCGAGCCUACUACUACAUUAAGCAGAGAAGAAUUGUCAUUAAAUGAUUCUCAUGCGAAAACAGGAUUCCUACGAGGGGAGGUGCCUAUUUCGAGUACUAAAGGAAGAGGUCCUUCACGUAAAAGAAAGAAUUCUGGCAAGGACGGUGGAAAUUUGGGAGAUAUUGGAAACGGACUUGCAGCUCUUAAUGGUCAAAAGGAGGCAAGUUCUCCACUUAAUGGAGUACAAAUCAACGGUACGGGUACCUGUGAUUUAUCGGACUACUCAAGCGCCUACAACCGCUUGUUGAGAGGGGGAAGGUUAAGUAGCUGUAUAGAAUUGCUAGAAUCCAUGGAACAAAGGGGUUUACUUGAUAUGAACAAGGUUUAUCAUGCCAGGUUUUUCAGCUGCUGUAAAACUCAAAAGGCUGUCAAACAGGCAUUUCGCUUUACUAAUUUGAUACAGAACCCCACCCUGAGUACUUUCAAUAUGCUCAUGUCUGUUUGUGCAAGUGCACAAAAUUCAGAAGGAGCUUUUCAAGUUUUAAAACUUGUUAAAGAAGCUGGAAUGAAAGCUGAUUGCAAACUUUACACUACUUUAAUAUCCACUUGUGGUAAAAGCGGAAAAGUCGAUGCCAUGUUUGAAGUAUUCCACGAGAUGGUUAAUGCUGGAAUAGAACCAAAUGUUAAUACAUAUGGUGCACUAAUUGAUGGUUCUGCAAGAGCUGGUCAAGUGGCAAAGGCUUUUGGUGCUUACGGAAUUUUAAGAUCUAAGAAUGUAAAGCCAGACCGAGUUGUAUUCAAUGCGCUUAUCACCGCAUGUGGUCAAUCAGGAGCUGUUGAUCGUGCUUUUGAUGUCUUAGCAGAUAUGAAAGCUGAAGCAACACCUAUUGAUCCUGAUCAUGUCACGGUUGGUGCUCUGAUAAAGACAUGUGCACAAGCCGGUCAGUUUGAGCGAGCCCACGAAGUAUACAAGAUGAUCCAUAAGUAUAAAAUCAAGGGCACGCCAGAGGUGUAUACAAUUGCUGUUAAUAGUUGCAGCCAGAUAGGUGAUAUACACUUUGCUCUUACUGUGUAUGAUGACAUGAAGAAAAACGGAGUGAACCCUGAUGAGAUGUUCCUCAGUGCACUAGUAACUGUUGCAGGGCGUGCUGGGAAGAUAGACAUUGCGUUUCAAAUUUUACAUGAAGCUAGAAUUCAAGGAGCAAAGCUUGGAAAUAUGUCUUACAGUUCGCUGAUGGGGGCUUGUAGGAAUGCAAAAGAUUGGAAGAAGGCACUGGAGCUGUACGAGGAUAUGAAAGCCACUAAAGUGCGCCCAACAGUUUCAGCACUAAAUGCUCUGAUUACUGCACUAUGUGACGGUGAUCAGCUUGACAUGGCUGUGGAAGUUCUCGAUGAACUGAAGAAAGUUUGUGUGAGCCCAAAUAUUAUCACAUACUCCGUUCUUCUAGUAGCCAGUGAAAAGAAAGAUAAUCUGGAACUAGCUUCAAUGCUCUAUGCUCAAGCCAAAAGGGAUGGCGUUGUUCCUAACCCUGUUAUGUUCAGAUGCAUCAUUGGUUUGUGCUUACGGAGGUUUGAGAAGGCUUACUCACUUGGCGAGCAAAUUCUAUCCUUCAACUCAGGAAACCCACAAAUAGAAAACAAAUGGUCUUCAAUGGCCGUAAGCGUAUAUCGGGAUAGUAUUACAUCUGGCAGUGUUCCUCAUAUUGAAGUUCUUUCAGAAGUCUUGGGAUGCCUGCAGUUUCCUCAUGAAACUUCUCUAAGAGCAAGACUUGUUGAAAAUCUAGGAGUCAGCGCUGAUGCUUCAAAAUGCCCAAACUUGUAUUCCUUGAUAGAUGGAUUUGGAGAAUAUGAUCCUCGUUCCUUUUCUUUACUCGAGGAGGCUGCUUCCCUUGGUGUGCUACCAAUUAUGUCCUUCAAUCGAAAUCCUAUUGUAUUUGAUGCAAGAAAUUUGCAACUUCAUACUGCUGAGGUAUACCUUCUAACAAUUUUGAAGGGUCUCAAACAUCGGCAUGCUGCUGGUGCAAAGUUACCAAACGUGACCAUCUUACUUCCCGUGGAAAAGACACAAGCUGUGACACUCAAGGGAGAGAAAACAAUAGUCCUCGUAGGCAGGGUUGGUCAGGCACUUGGAGCCAUGUUGAGGAGACUGGGUUUACGGUAUCAAGGGAAUGAAUCAUUUGGAAAAAUUAGAAUUAAUGGGUUAUUCAUAAAACGAUGGUUUCAGCCUAAGCUUGAUUCACCAGCUUUUAGUGGAAAACCAGCAGAGUUUAGCUUCUCAGGUUUUAGUGGAAAACAAACAGAGUUUAGCUUGUCAUCCUCGCAGACGAGGUUGGGUAAAGGAAUCGUAGAUCAACAACGCAACAUAAGGAAUUGCAAUUUAUCUUCAGAAUAAGUUGGAAAAGAGGUACAUUUUUGGGAUAUAAUUUAUAAUCCUGUCUACCCUUUAACAACACGGCUUUGUUACACCACUGAUGUACUGAGAUAACUCACAAGAAUAAAUAAUGAAUGCGCUGUAUUUUUAAGAACUACUAGUAAAAUGGCACGCGCUAUGCGCCUGCCGCCGGAACCUAGCGCUGUCAACCUGCCACCCGUCUAACUUUAAAAGAACAUUCAUGUUCAUAAACACAUGUUAAUUUUGUAGCUUUAUAUUUUUUCCAAACACUCGAUGCUUAAUAGUUA
Messenger RNA from Papaver somniferum (opium poppy), 3807 nucleotides. Its product is annotated as pentatricopeptide repeat-containing protein MRL1, chloroplastic-like. The transcript is spliced from 19 exons. Bases 77 to 3520 code for a protein of 1147 amino acids. The record is from RefSeq and is a predicted model, not a curated record. NCBI's taxonomy places the organism in Eukaryota, Viridiplantae, Streptophyta, Magnoliopsida, Ranunculales, Papaveraceae. Gene Ontology annotation, molecular function: protein binding.